Messenger RNA from Hemicordylus capensis (graceful crag lizard), 3004 nucleotides. RefSeq names its product kinesin family member 9 (gene KIF9). The coding region runs from base 182 to 2659 and encodes 825 amino acids. Gene Ontology annotation, biological process: microtubule-based movement. The record is from RefSeq and is a predicted model, not a curated record. Gene Ontology annotation, molecular function: microtubule binding; microtubule motor activity; ATP binding. NCBI's taxonomy places the organism in Eukaryota, Metazoa, Chordata, Lepidosauria, Squamata, Cordylidae. The transcript is spliced from 22 exons.
ACUUGCCGGAAGCAACGGUCGCCGCGGCAACGGCAUGCAGCGGAAGUGGCGGUCGCCCGAGCAACGUCGUGCCGGGCCCUCCUUCUCGCUCUUCCUCGCCUUCAGUCCGCGGCGCAACGCGCUUCUUCUUUAGGCCGGCGCCUGCCGGGAGGGAAGCGGCCUGGCCUGGGCCUCCGUCACGAUGUGCACCAAAACAAAGAAAGUUAAUGCAUUUGCACGAGUCAAGCCAACAGCCAACUUUCCUCAAGACAUGAUCAAGUUUGGGGCUGAUAACAAAACGAUAGAAGUAUACAUUGAGAGAGACCGCACGAAAGGAGUUGUCAACAACAAACAAACUGACUGGUCUUACAAAUUAGAUGGCGUUCUUCACAAUGCACCGCAGGAUCUGGUUUACGACACAGUAGCCAAAGACCUGGUCUCCCAAGCCCUUAAUGGAUAUAAUGGGACUAUCAUCUGCUACGGACAAACUGGGGCCGGCAAGACAUAUACCAUGACAGGAACAACAGGGAACUAUCAGAAUCGUGGGAUCAUUCCCCGAGCUAUACAGCAGGUGUUCAAGUCCUUGGAGGAACAUGCCAGUCAGUUCAUCACUGUCCGGAUUUCUUACCUGGAGAUCCACAAUGAGACCAUCUUUGAUCUGUUGGCCACUUCGCCCCAUGACGUGCCCAGUGACGCGCCGCUGUCUGUCGUCGAAGGCCCUCAGGGGGUCUCUGUGAAAGGCCUGUCUGUGCAUACCGCCCCCCAAGAAGAAGUGGCUCUAAAUCUCUUGUUUGAGGGUGACACCAACAGAUCUGUUGGCCAGCAUGCUUUGAAUAGGAACUCUUCCAGGUCCCACUGCAUCUUCACCAUUUAUAUUGAGUGUCAUUCUAGAAUUCUUUCAGAUGCCAGAUAUGUCACCUCCAAAAUUAACCUAGUGGAUCUGGCAGGCUCAGAGAGACUGACAAAGAGCCGAUCAGAGGGAUCUGUCCUGAAGGAAGCCACUUACAUCAACAGGUCCUUGUCAUACCUCGAGCAAGUCAUCCUUGCACUGGCGGAGCGUAACCGGGAGCACGUUCCCUUCCGGCAGAGCAAGCUCACCUACACCCUGAAGGACUCCUUAGGUGGGAACUGCAAUACUGUUCUGGUGGCGAAUAUCUGCAGUGAAGCCAUUCACGUCGUGGAGACGCUGUCCACACUCCGUUUUGCGACCAGAAUGAAAUGGGUAACCACGGAGCCAAUUGUUAAUGAAAAAAUUGACUCAGAGCGAAUGGUGAAGAAUUUGGAAAAAGAGGUCACCUAUCUGAAGGAUGAGCUGGCCAUGCACAACAGUCUGCUCAAUCGUCCUCCAGUAACGUAUGAGCCCCUGAACGAAAUCCAGGUAGCAGAGAUCAACUCUCAAGUCCGUCGGUUCCUCGAGGGCACCAUAGAUGAGUUAGAUAUUGUGAGCCUCAGACAAAUCCAAGAAGUGUUCAGCCAGUUCAGAGUGAUUUUGAGCCAACAGGAGCAGGAAGUGGAGUCCCGGCUGCGGAACAGAUACACCCUCAUAGACAAAAAUGACUAUGCGACCCUCUCUGUAGUCCAAAAGGCAGGGCUGGUGGAUGCGGAGGGCCACCUGGUCGGAGAAGUUGACGGGCAAGGGUUUGGCAUUGGAGUGGCUCCUUCCUCGUCCAAGCCCGGCGGGAAGAGAGCGAAAGCAAAGAAAGGCAAGGAGCAAGUCAGCCCCAUCGUGCGGAAGGAAGGACUGGCAAGCCCGCUUUCUGGGAAGGACCUGGAUUCGUCCGUUUCCCCAUCGCGUAGUCAGUUGGCAGCAGCCAGCAAGGAUGCCGAAACAAAGGAGGGGCUGAUGCGGGAUCAGGACGCCGGCAGCGUCGAGACCCACCGCUCCGAAUCUGCACCCAAGGAGGAUUCUGUCACCAGGCCUAGCUCCCCACCCCCCAAGGCCACCGCCUUUGAGGACUUCAAGAAUGAACGUGGCAGCGAGAUCAACCGGAUCUUUAAGGAGAACAAAGCCAUUCUGAACGACCGCAAGAAAAAAGCGGGCGAGGUCACUCAGAGGGUCAACCGUCUCAAGCAGGAGAUGGACACUACUAAGCAGGCCUUGGAGGCCCAGAAGGUUGACCGGGAGCAACAGGGAGAAUACCUGAAUGAGGAAGGACAGAUCAUCAUUGAUGAAGAAGAAUUCCUGCUGAUCAUGAAGCUGAAGGACCAGAAGAAGCAGUACCAUGCAGAUUUCAACGAGUUACGAGACCUCCGCUCUGAAGUCCAGUACUGCCAGCACCUGGUGGACCAGUGCCGCAACAGGCUUGUCACAGAAUUCGAGAUCUGGUACAAAGAGUCCUUCCUCAUCCCAGAGGAAAUCCAGGAGGCCCUGAAGCCCGGAGGAGCCAUAAGGCCUGGCAUGAUUCCAAUUAACAGAGUCCUGACUCUGGAUGAAGAUGAACAGGAGAUGUUUGACCGGAUGCAAGAAGAAGUGCUGCCGUUCUGCCCGGCUUCUGUCUCUUUCUACAAUGCCAAAGCAAAGACGGACCGCAAGACUGGCAGCAGCUUCUCCAAGGCGACAGGCAGGAGUCUCUUUCAGCCCUAUCUUGGAGAAGCUGCCAGGGAGGGAACGUGGAACCUUCUGCCCGCAGAUGAAGUAAAUAAAUCGAAAUCUAUCAGGAGUGUGUGGCCAGUGUUCUGAACCCCAUGUGAGCAAAAUCUUCAUGUCAUCAGCAUAUAAAAAGAUUUAAAACUACUGGAAAGAGGAGGCUGCUAUUAUCUUCAUGCAUAAUCCUGCUCAAGCCAAUGAGAUUCCUUCUAGGUUAUGACUGAUUGAUUGAUUAAGAGCUGUCAAGUCAGUGUCGACUCUUAGCGACCACAUCGAUGGAUUCUCUGCAGGAUGGUCUGUCUUCAACUUGGCCUUGAAGGUCCCUCAGUGGUGCAUUCAUUGCUGUCAUGAUCGGGUCCAUCCACCAUGCUGCUGGUCGUCCUCUUCUUCUCUUUCCUUCCACUUUCCCCAAUAAAAUAAAAAUUAUGGACUUCUCAA